Botrytis sinoallii is the source of this 249-nucleotide messenger RNA. RefSeq lists its product as uncharacterized. NCBI's taxonomy places the organism in Eukaryota, Fungi, Ascomycota, Leotiomycetes, Helotiales, Sclerotiniaceae. The transcript has 3 exons. Bases 1 to 249 code for a protein of 82 amino acids. The record is from RefSeq and is a predicted model, not a curated record.
AUGGUGGGCGACGAUGACCAUGCUUGCUUCCUUCCCUCUCUCGCCUGUUCGAUUGCUGGGUGGAGUUGUGGAUGCUUCAUAAUAAGUUACAGAAGCCUCGAGGGCUCCAGCUUCAACCCUUCAAAGAAUUGGAAACACGGAUUCAGCCCCAAAAAUACGGUACCGACUUUUCCGAGUCCGUGGACACUGCAUAUCUACCUUGUAUGUGAUUACCUACACUGUUGUGGAAAGCCUCUCAUACAUAAAUAA